Molecule: messenger RNA, 225 nt
Organism: Pochonia chlamydosporia 170
Lineage: Eukaryota; Fungi; Ascomycota; Sordariomycetes; Hypocreales; Clavicipitaceae
Exons: 1
Coding region: 1-225 (74 amino acids)
Source: RefSeq, a predicted model, not a curated record
AUGGCAGUGAUAUUGACACCUCAGACUGAUACCUUGACCCAAGCCGAGCAACCCAGGUUUGACCAGUUCCUGUUGCCAGCUUGGCAUGCUAUUGGCGUUCUCGGACAAGCGACCAAGUUAGGUGCCAGACCUGUUGACCAAAACACGCAAGAAACCUCGAAUAAUAGACCGUGGAAUAAGGUUCCAAGCCUGCCCGAGAGCAUUGUCAGGCUUGUAACUGGCUAA